Messenger RNA from Terrapene triunguis (Three-toed box turtle), 17611 nucleotides. Its product is annotated as hemicentin-1. Gene Ontology annotation, molecular function: calcium ion binding; cell-cell adhesion mediator activity. The transcript is spliced from 104 exons. Bases 1 to 16587 code for a protein of 5528 amino acids. The record is from RefSeq and is a predicted model, not a curated record. Lineage: Eukaryota; Metazoa; Chordata; Testudines; Emydidae. Gene Ontology annotation, cellular component: plasma membrane; axon. Gene Ontology annotation, biological process: dendrite self-avoidance; axon guidance; homophilic cell-cell adhesion.
AUGAUUUCCCGUGGAAAUAUCCCUAUCUGGAGAGUGGGAAUCUGCAUAGGAUUCUUGCUGGCUCUCUUUUCUUCUUGCUAUGCACAAGAUGCCAGUGCAGAGAAGGAGCCCAGAGCUGAAGAAAUCCCAGAGGGAGCAUCCACCUUAGCAUUUGUGUUUGAUGUGACUGGCUCUAUGUAUGAUGACUUAGUUCAAGUUAUUGAAGGGGCAUCUAAAAUUUUGGAAACCUCUCUGAAAAGACCUAAGAAACCACUUUACAACUUUGCUUUGGUGCCUUUCCACGAUCCAGAAAUUGGCCCAGUGACAAUUACCACAGAUUCCAAGAAAUUUCAAUAUGAACUCCGGGAACUUUAUGUUCAGGGUGGUGGUGACUGUCCAGAGAUGAGCAUUGGUGCAAUCAAAAUUGCUCUAGAAAUUUCUCUUCCUGGUUCUUUCAUCUAUGUAUUUACUGAUGCACGAUCCAAAGAUUAUAGGCUGACACAUGAAGUACUCCAGCUCAUUCAGCAGAAGCAGUCACAGGUUGUAUUUGUGUUGACUGGAGACUGUGAUGAUAGGUCACAUAUUGGUUACAAGGUCUACGAAGAAAUUGCCUCAACAAGUUCUGGUCAAGUUUUCCAUUUGGACAAAAAGCAAGUUAAUGAGGUGUUGAAGUGGGUAGAAGAAGCGGUGCAGGCCUCCAAAGUGCAUCUCCUAUCCACAGACCAUUUAACCUUGGCAGUAAAUACUUGGCAAAUUCCUUUUGAUCCCAGUCUGAAAGAGGUCACAGUGUCACUGAGUGGCCCUUCUCCAGUAAUUGAAAUUCAUGAUCCAUUAGGUAAGCAGAUGAGGAAAGGAUCUGGCUUGAAUGAGUUGCUAAAUAUCCAUAACUCUGCAAAGGUGGUGAAUGUAAAAGAUCCAGAACCGGGAAUGUGGACGAUUAAGACGUCCAGCAGUGGAAGGCACUCUGUUCGUAUAACAGGUCUCAGUACUAUUGAUUUUCGAGCUGGUUUUUCUAGAAAGCCAACACUAGACUUCAAAAAAGCAUCCAGCAGACCAGUGCAAGGAAUACCUACCUAUGUGCUAUUGAAUACAACAGGGAUCUCUCUUCCAGCUAGAGUGGACCGUCUAGAACUUCUGAGUAUCACAGGGGAGCUUCUUAAGACGAUGCCUGUGAAAUACUAUCCUGAUCGAAAACCCUAUGGAAUAUGGAAUAUUACUGACUUCAUCCCACCAAAUGAAGCCUUUUUUGUUAAAAUAAUGGGGUAUGACAAGGAAGAUUAUCUCUUCCAGAGAGUGUCAAGUGUUUCAUUUUCUAGUAUUGUUCCUGAUGCUCCAAAAGUUAUAAUGCCCAAGAAAACUCCAGGAUACUACCUGCAGCCAGGGUAUAUAUCUUGCCAUGUGGAAAGUCUUAUACCUUUUACUCAGCGUUUCAGCAGAAAUGGAAUAAAACUGGGAAUGGAUCAGUUCUUCAGAGAAUCGUCUAGCGUGAACUGGGAAAUUGCCAAGGUCUCCUUGUCUGAUGAAGGAUAUUAUGAAUGCAUUGCCAUUAGCAGUGUGGGCACUGGACGUGCUCAGACAUUUCUGGAUGUGUCAGAGCCCCCACCUGUGGUUCAGGUUCCUAAUAAUGUCACCGUCACCCCUGGGGAGAGAGCCAUAUUGACCUGCCUAACCUUAAGCACAGUGCGUUACAAUCUCACCUGGCAGAGAAAUGGCAAUGACUUGAGGCUUGUGGAGCCCUCCCGAAUAAGGAUGAUGAGCAAUUUGUCUUUAGAAAUAAAAUCUGUAAAGCUCACAGAUGCUGGCGAGUACAGUUGCACUGCUUCCAAUGAAGGUGGAUCUACUGUGGCUUCUGUCUUCCUCACAGUACAAGAACCACCCAAAGUUGUCAUAUCACCUAGGAAUCGGUCUUUUACAGAAGGCUCCGAGGUGUCUAUAAUGUGUUCUGCGACAGGUUAUCCAAAGCCAAAGAUAGUCUGGACACACAAUGACAUGUUUAUCUUGAGAUCAGACAGAUAUAGGUUGACCCCAGAAGGCACUUUGAUAAUUAAAAAGGCCGUUCCAAAAGAUGCAGGACUUUAUGGUUGUUUGGCCAGUAACUCAGCUGGGACAGAGAGACAGACUUCUACCCUCACAUACAUUGAGGGCCCGAAGUUGACUGUAGUUCACAGUGAAAUUCUGGUUGCCCUUGGAGACACAACUGUAAUGGAAUGUAAAACCACUGGGAUCCCACCUCCUCAAAUUAAAUGGUUUAAAGGUGACCUAGAGUUGAGGGCAUCCAUGUUUCUUAUCAUUGACUCUAAUCGGGGUCUUUUGAAGAUCCAGGAAACGCAGGAUCUGGAUGCUGGUGAUUAUACUUGUGUGGCCAGCAAUGAUGCAGGAAGAGCAUCUGGCAAGAUAACUUUAGAUGUUGGUUCUCUCCCAGUUUUCACACAGGAACCUAGUGAUGAAUCUGUGGAUAUUGGAUCAAACGUGACAUUGCCUUGCUAUGUCCAGGGUUACCCAGAACCAAAGGUUAAAUGGAGACGGUUGGAUGGCGCCCCUCUUUUCUCCAGACCCUUUGCAGUUAGUUCCAUCGGUCAGCUCAGAACGGGUGCCCUGUCUAUUAACAAUUUGUGGGUCAGUGAUGAGGGAACUUACAUCUGUGAAGCUGAAAACCAGUUCGGAAAGAUCCAGUCACAGCCGGCCACAAUAACAGUAACAGGACUGGUUGCACCUCUAAUUGGAAUGAGCCCAGCAGUAGCCAAUGUAAUUGAAGGACAGCAGCUUACUUUGCCUUGUGUACUGCUGGCUGGAAACCCAAUUCCAGGGCGGAGAUGGAUUAAAAAUGAUAUGGUGUUGGUCCCAAAUCCCUACGUUAAUGUUCGCAGUGACGGGAGUCUGCACCUUGAAAGAGUUCGGCUACAGGAUGGAGGGGAAUAUACUUGCAUGGCAAGUAAUGUAGCUGGGACAAAUAACAAAACUACCACCAUCAGUGUAUUUGUUCUACCUAUCAUUCAGCAUGGACAGCAGAUAUUCAGUACAAUUGAAGGAAUCCCAGUAACAUUACCGUGCAAAGCAAGUGGAGUUCCUAAGCCAUCCAUCGUCUGGUCCAAGAAAGGAGAGCUGAUUCCUCCCAGGAAUAUGAAAUUUUCUGCUGGGUCUGAUGGAAGUUUGUAUGUAGUUUCACCAGGAGGAGAGGAGACUGGGGAGUAUAUGUGCACAGCAACAAAUGCGGCUGGUUAUGCAACACGGAAAGUCCAACUAACUGUUUAUGUGAAACCCAGAGUGUCCAGGCCUGGAAACCAGCAAGGAGGUACAUAUGACAAACCCAUAGAGAUUUCAGUGACUGCAGGGGAAGAUGUCACACUUCCAUGCGAGGUGAAGAGUUUGCCACCCCCCAUAAUUACCUGGGCCAAAGAAAUGCAGCUUAUCUCUCCAUUCUCUCCAAGACACACCUUCCUUCCCUCAGGGUCAAUGAAGAUCACUGAGACGCGAGUUUCAGACAGCGGAAUGUAUAUCUGCGUGGCCACAAAUAUUGCUGGGAAUGUGACUCAGUCAGUAAAGCUAAAUGUAUAUGUUCCUCCAAAGAUACAACGUGGGCCUCGAGUUAUGAAAGUACAAGUUGGUCACAGAGUUGAUAUACCGUGCAAUGCUCAAGGGAUCCCUCCCCCAACAGUCACCUGGUUCAAAGGCAGAAAUACCAUGCUAAUAGAUGGAGGACAGUAUAUCAGCAAUCCGGAUGGAACACUGAGCAUCAGCAAAGUCCAGCUUUCAGACUCUGGAAUCUACAAGUGUGUUGCUAGUAACAUAGUUGGCAGUGAUGAAUUGGAGAUAACGAUACAAGUUCAAGAACCUCCUACAGUAGAUGAUCUUGACCCUCCUUACAACACUCCAUUUCAAGAAAGAGUUGCAAAUCAACGCAUUGCAUUUCCAUGUCCAGCAAAAGGCACCCCAAAACCUGUCAUCAAAUGGUUACGUAAUGGCAGGGAGCUGACUGGCAAUGAGCCAGGCAUUUCAAUUUUGGAGGAUGGGACACUGCUUAUCAUUGCUUCAGUUACACCGUACGACAAUGGAGAAUACAUCUGCCUAGCAGUGAAUGAAGCAGGAAGCACAGAAAGAAAAUACAAUCUGAAGGUUCAUGUUCCUCCUGAAAUUCAAGAUCAAGAAAAGGUGACAAAUGCAUCUGUAGUGGUUAAUCAGCCUGUGAAUCUCUACUGUGAAGUGUCAGGCAACCCCUUUCCCAUCAUCACAUGGUAUAAAGAUGAUGUCCAGGUUGUGGAAAGCAGUACUCUCCAGAUUUUGCAUAAUGGGAAGAUACUGAAGCUCCUUAAGGUUGCUGCUGCUGAUGGUGGACAGUAUUCAUGCAAAGCAACUAACAUAGCAGGGAGUUCUGAGAAGCUAUUUAAUGUAGAAGUGCUAGUUCCACCAAACAUAAAAGGUGCUGACACACCAGGGGAAGUUUCAGUCACCCUCAACCAAGAGACCAGUCUGGAGUGUAAAGUCAAAGGCUCUCCUUUUCCUGUCAUUCAGUGGUUCAAAGAUGGCAAGCCCCUUUUUUUGGGAGAUCCUAAUAUCGACCUUCUGGACAAAGGACAAGUUCUGCGCAUAAAGAGUGCUAGAAGACUCGACAAAGGACGCUAUCAGUGCAGUGUGACCAAUGCUGCUGGCAAACAAGUCAAGGAAGUCAAGCUGAUCAUCCAUGUCCCACCUACUAUUAAAGGAGGAAAUAUUACUACUGAGAUAUCCACGCUGCUCAGCAGCUUAAUAAAGCUGGAAUGUGAAACCAGGGGAAUCCCAGCCCCUGCCAUUACAUGGUAUAAAGAUGGACACCCGAUUAUUUCAAGUCCACAAGCUCUUUAUGUGGACAGGGGGCAGUUCCUUCAGAUUCCUCGGGCUCAAGUCUCGGAUUCUGCUAAGUAUACCUGCCUGGUGAUCAACAUUGCUGGCACUGCUGAAAAAAUAUAUCAAGUGGAUGUCUAUGUUCCUCCGGUUAUUGAGGGUGGCUCUGACACAGUCCAGAACAAGCAGGUGAUUGCUGGAAAUUCACUGACAUUGGAGUGUAAAGCUGCUGGCAACCCCCCUCCUCUCCUUACCUGGUUAAAAGAUGGAGUGCCUGUGAAAGCAAGUGAUAACCUCCACAUUGUGUCUGGUGGGAAGAAACUGGAGAUCUUGAAUGCUGUAGAGGCCGAUCAUGGCCAGUACAUAUGUGUGGCCACCAGCAUAGCAGGAGAAAAAGAAAUCAAAUAUGAUGUUGAAAUCUUAGUCCCACCACUUGUGGAAAGGGGAGAGGAACCUUCAAACUACAUUGUGAUCCUUCAUAGCCCUCUGGAGCUGGACUGUCCAGCAACAGGAACCCCUCCACCGACUAUCAUGUGGUUGAAAGAUGGCCAGCCAGUUGAAGAGGGAGAUGGAUAUAAGAUCUUAUUAAAUGGACGCAAACUUCUCAUCUCCCGGGCUCAAGUGUCGGACACAGGCCGCUAUAAGUGUGUGGCAACAAACAAGGCAGGAGACCAUGAAAGGGAAUUGGAUAUUACUGUGCAUGUUCCUCCAACAAUCAAAUCCACUGGCCCUUCUGAGAGAGGUGUGGCGGUAUACAAACCCAUGACAUUGCAAUGCGUAGCCAACGGUAUACCCAGUCCUUCCAUUACGUGGUUAAAAGAUGGCCAGCCAGUAAACACAGCCAGAGGAAAUAUCCGACUGGAGUCUUCAGGCCGCAUUCUGCAAAUUGCCAAGGCCCUCCUGGAAGAUGCUGGUAGAUACACCUGCGUGGCAACAAAUGCUGCAGGAGAAGCCCAGCAGCACAUUCGGCUUCAUGUGCAUGAACCACCCAGUCUGGAGCAUUCAGGGAAGAUGUUAAAUGAAACAGUGGUGGUGAAUAACCCAAUCCACCUUGAGUGCAAAGCAUCUGGAAAUCCUUUGCCAACUAUCACAUGGUACAAAGACAGUCAUCCACUCACUAGUGCUGCAAGUGUCACGUUCUUAAACAGGGGGCAAAUCGUUCAGCUUGACAGUGCCCAGAUCUCUGACACUGGCAUUUAUAAAUGUGUGGCUGUCAAUACAGCAGGAACAGCUGAGCUCUUUUACAACCUGCAGGUUCAUGUCCCCCCAUCAAUUUCUGGCAGGAAUGAGAUGGUGGCAGUGGUGGUUAAUAAUCUAGUGAGGUUGGAAUGUGAAGCCAGAGGUAUCCCUACACCCAUUCUGACUUGGCUGAAAGAUGGUAGCCCUGUUUCCAGCUUUUCUGAUGGACUCCAGGUAACUGAUGCAAACCUUAGUACUUGUGGGUUUUUUGUGCCACCAAGUAUUUCUGGUUCAGAUGAACUCUCCCAACUGGCAGUAAUUGAAGGAAGCCUUAUCAGUUUGGUAUGUGAAUCCAGUGGUAUUCCACCACCAAGCCUUACCUGGAAAAAGAACAGUUCUCCAUUGCCGGCUGACCUUACAGGAAGAGUCAGAGUGCUAUCUGGAGGCAGACAGUUGCAGAUUUCAAUUGCUGAAAAAUCUGAUGCUGCAUCCUAUGUGUGUCUGGCUUCAAAUGUAGCUGGAAACACAAAGAAAGAAUACAAUUUGCAAGUUUAUGUUCGCCCAACUAUACUGAACAGUGGGAACCACCCGUUCGAAGUUGUUGUAACCCGAGGGAAUAAUGUUUCACUGGAGUGCAAAGUACUGGGUAACCCACAGCCAGCAAUAACCUGGAUGAAAGAUAGUCGUCCCCUUGUCAACGGGAGGGGAGUAGAAAUACUGAAUGAUGGACAUCUUCUUCAGCUGAAGAACGCCCAAGUGUCUGACACUGGCCGCUACGUGUGUGUGGCUGUGAAUGUGGCAGGACUGACUGAUAGGAAAUAUGAUGUAAACAUUCAUGUCCCUCCAAGUGUUGUAGGUGACCUGGAAGUGCCUGAAAACAUCAGCACGGUGGAGAAAAAUCCUGUCUCUCUGAUCUGUGAAGCAUCUGGAAUUCCCCUGCCAUCAAUAACAUGGCUCAAGAAUGGAAGGCCUAUCCCCUUGAAUAGCUCUGUGAGAAUUCUGUCAGGGGGUAGGACACUACGUUUAAUGCAGACUAAAGUGGAAGAUGCUGGUCAAUAUACCUGUAUAAUAACCAAUGCUGCAGGAGAAGCAAGGAAACAUUUUGGCCUUUCAGUUUUAGUGCCCCCAGGGAUUGUGGGUGAGAAUAAACUGGAGGAUGUGAAAGUGAAAGAAAAACACAGUGUUACAUUAACUUGUGAAGUCAUAGGGAAUCCUAUACCACAGAUUACAUGGGUAAAAGAUGGUCAGCCUCUUACCCAGGAUGGAGAUCACCAGAUUCUGUCCAGUGGACGUUUUCUUCAAAUCACCAACGCUCAAGUUGCUGACACAGGGCGAUAUACAUGUGUUGCAUCCAAUGUAGCUGGUGACAAAAGCAAAAGUUACAGUCUCAAUGUACUUGUGUCUCCAACCAUUGCGGGUACAGACAGUCAUGGCAGUGCAGAAGACGUCACUGUUAUCCUGAAUAGCCCCACAUCCCUGGCUUGUGAGGCUUAUUCAUACCCACCAGCUACAAUUACCUGGCUAAAAGAUGGAGCUCCACUGGAAUCUAACAGAAAUAUCCGAAUUUUGCCGGGAGGGCGAACUCUGCAGAUUCUAAAUGCACAGGAGGACAGUGCUGGUAGAUACACCUGCAUAGCCACAAAUGAAGCUGGGGAAACACUGAAACACUAUGAAGUGAAAAUCUACAUUCCACCCGUUAUUAACAAAGGAGACAUCUCAGGGAUGGGUUUCUCUCCUAAAGAAGUGAAGAUCAAAAUAAACAACAGCCUUACUCUGGAGUGUGAAGUUCAUGCGAUUCCUGCUGCUGCCAUCAGCUGGUAUAAGGAUGGACAGCCUAUUAAACCAGAUGCUCAUGUUACCAUCCAAGCCAGUGGCCGGACUCUGCAGAUAAAGGAAGCUCAGGUAUCAGACACUGGUCGUUACGCAUGUUUGGCAUCCAAUGUUGCUGGAGAGGAUGAAAUAGAAUUUGAUGUGAACAUACAAGUUCCUCCUAGGUUCCAAAAACCUCCCAGAGCAUGGGAAGUUGGUAACACAGUAGAUACAGGCAGAGGUGGAGAAACCAAAGAUGUGAUUGUCAACAAUCCUCUUUCUCUGUAUUGUGAGACCAAUGCUGUGCCCCCUCCUGUUCUCACAUGGUAUAAAGAUGGCUACCCUCUGAGCUCCAGUGAUAAAGUACUGAUAUUACCAGGAGGCAGAGUGUUACAGAUUCCACGGGCUCAGGCAGAAGAUGCGGGGAGAUAUACAUGUGUGGCUGUAAACGAAGCUGGAGAAGAUUCCAUUCAAUAUGAUGUCCAUGUGCUCUUGCCACCAUCCAUUAACGGAGCUGAUGCUGAUCUGCCUGAAGAGAUCACUGUGCUUGUGAACAAGACCACAGUGAUGGAAUGUGUGGCAACUGGCAGCCCUGCUCCAAGCAUAAGUUGGCAAAAGGAUGGCCAGCUCCUAGCAGAAGACGACCAACACAAGUCUUUAUCUGGUGGAAGGAUGUUACAGAUCCUAAAUUCCCAAAUAACAGAUACCGGCAGGUAUGUCUGUGUUGUGGAGAACAUAGCCGGAAGUGCCAAAAAGUAUUUUAACCUUAAUGUUCAUGUUCCUCCGAGUGUUGUAGGUACUAAUUUUGAGAAUUUGACUGUGGUGGUGAAUAAUUUCAUCUCCUUGACCUGUGAGGUCACUGGCUUCCCUCCUCCUGAUCUCAGCUGGCUCAAGAAUGGAAAACCUAUCAGCUUGAAUACUAAUACUCUCAUUGUGCCUGGUGGUCGGACUCUGCAAAUUCCUCGAGCCAGACUCUCAGAUGGUGGUGAAUACAUUUGUAUAGCCAGAAACCAAGCUGGAGAAAGCAAGAAAAAGAGUUUCCUUACUGUUUAUGUCCCCCCGAAUAUUAAAGACCACAGUGGAGCAUCUCUUGCAGUGGUGACUGUGAGAGUGGGAAUCCCAGUAACCUUAGAGUGUGAGUCCAAUGCAGUCCCACCACCUGUUAUCACAUGGUACAAGAAUGGACGCAUGAUCACGGAGUCUGCAAACAUAGAGAUCCUAGCAGAUGGACAAAUGCUACAAAUCAAGAGUGCUGAGGUGUCUGACACUGGCCAGUAUGUGUGUAAAGCCAUAAACAUUGCAGGGCGAGAUGAUAAAAAUUUCCAUCUUAAUGUUUAUGUUCCACCAAGUAUAGAAGGCCCUGAACAAGACUGGAUCAACGAAACGAUUAGUAAUCCUGUCACCUUUGCAUGUGACGCUACUGGAAUUCCUCCACCAACACUAAUAUGGCUAAAGAAUGGGAAGCAUAUAGAAAACUCUGACUCACUUGAAAUACAUAUUUUGUCUGGAGGAAGCAAGCUGCAGAUUUCCCGCUCUCAGAUUUCAGAUAGUGGAAACUACACUUGCAUAGCCUCAAAUGUAGAAGGAAAAGCGCAGAAGAGUUACAUCCUUUCCAUUCAAGUUCCUCCAAAUAUUGUUGGAUCUGAAAUGCCAAGUGAAGUCAGUGCCCUCCUUGGGGAAAGUAUCCAGCUCGUCUGCAAUGCCAAAGGAAUUCCCAGACCUGCUAUUCAGUGGCUUAAAGAUGGAAACCCAGUUACCAGCAAUGAAUCACAAAGAAUAAGAGUGACUCCAGAUGGCAGCGCCUUAAACAUUUUCAGAGUGCUCACAUCUGAUGUGGGAAAAUACACUUGUGUGGCUACUAAUCCUGCAGGAGAAGAAGAUCGAAUUUUCAACUUGAAUGUUUAUGUUCCACCAGCAAUAGCUAAUAAUAAAGAUGAAGCAGAGAAGCUAAUUGCCCUACAGGAUGCCUCCAUAAACAUUGAAUGUACUGCUGUUGGCACCCCACCACCACAAAUAAACUGGCUUAAGAAUGGGCUUCCUCUCUCUAUCUCAUCCCAGAUCAGGUUGUUGUCAGCUGGACAGAUUCUCAGAAUUGUGAGAGCUCAGGUGUCUGAUGUUGGUGUGUACACUUGUGUAGCAUCUAACAGAGCUGGAGUGGACAAUAAACACUAUAAUCUUCAAGUUUAUGUACCACCAACCAUGGACAAUGCAGGAGAAACAGAGGAAGUGACUACAGUAAAAGGCAAUCCAACUUCUAUGAUGUGCUUUACUGAUGGCACCCCCACCCCCAAUAUGGUAUGGCUUAAAAAUGGACAACCCCUAAGCCUUGGAACCCAUCUGACUAUAAGUAAUCAAGGAAUGGUCCUUCACAUUUCAACAACAGAGACUGAUGACACAGGCAGAUUCACCUGUAUAGCAUCCAAUGAAGCGGGGGAAGUCAGCAAGUACUUUACCCUAAAAGUGUUGGAACCCCCUCAUAUCAAUGGAUCUGAUCAACCAGAAGAGAUAUCUGUGGUUGUUAACCACCUACUGGAGCUUUUUUGUAUGUCUAUUGGCAUCCCAGUCCCCAAAAUCACAUGGAUGAAGGAUGGGCGUCCACUCCCACAAAAUGACAAUGUUCAUGUCCUGAGAGGAGGAGAGGUCCUUCGAAUAGCCAGUGCUCAGGUGGAAGACACAGGAAGAUAUACGUGUUUGGCAUCUAGUCCUGCAGGAGAUGACGAUAAAGAAUAUCUAGUAAGAGUGCAUGUUCCCCCUAACAUUGCUGGCACCAGUGGGCCUCAGGAUCUCACUGUGCUGCAGAACAGACAAGUUAUAUUGGAGUGCAAGUCAGAUGCAGUGCCACCUCCUACGAUCACCUGGCUUAAAGAUGGAGAACGUUUACAGGCAACUCCUCGAGUCCGCAUCCUAUCCAGUGGCCGAUAUCUGCAGAUCAAUAAUGCUGACCUAGGUGAUACAGCAAGCUAUACCUGUGUGGCAAGUAACAUAGCAGGAAAAACUACCAGAGAGUUUGUGCUGACUGUAAACGUUGCUCCCACAAUCAAAGGUGGUCCUCAGACAGUUGUUGUGAAUAUAAAUAAAUCUGUUGUUCUGGAGUGUGUUGCAGAAGGAGUGCCAACCCCAAGAAUUACAUGGAGAAAGGAUGGGGCUAUUUUUGCUGGAAACAAUGCCAGAUAUUCAGUGUUAGAGGAUGGUUCCCUGUACAUUCACACAGCACACGUUACCGACACUGGACGAUAUUUGUGUAUGGCAACCAAUGCAGCUGGUACUGAACGCAAGCGAAUUGAUCUACAGGUCCAGGUUCCUCCAUCUAUCGCUCCUGGACCCACCAAUAUUACAGUUACUGUAAAUGUCCAAACCACCCUGCCCUGUGACACCACUGGAAUCCCCAGGCCAGCAAUAAGUUGGAAGAAGAAUGGGCAUCUCCUUAAUGUUGAUCAGAAUCAGAAUACAUACAGGCUUUUGUCUUCAGGUUCACUACUAAUCAUUUCUCCCACUGUGGAUGACACUGCAGUCUAUGUGUGCACUGUGUCAAAUGAUGCAGGAGAGGAUCAAAGAACAAUUGAUUUCAUUGUACAAGUGCCCCCAUCCAUAGCAGAUGAAACUACAGAUCUUCUGGUAACAAAACUGUCUCCAGCAGUAAUUUCCUGCACUGCUUCAGGUGUUCCUGUCCCCUCAAUCCACUGGACCAAAAAUGGGAUACGACUUCUUCCCAGAGGAGAUGGCUACAGGAUUCUGUCUUCAGGAACGAUUGAAAUAACUGCUGCACAGUUAGACCAUGCAGGAAGGUAUACAUGUGUGGUCCGGAAUGCUGCUGGCACUGCACACAGACAUGUUACUCUUCAUGUUCAGGAGCUACCAGCUAUUCAGGUGCAGCCAGGAACACUAGAUGUUAUCCUGAACAACCCCAUUCUUUUACCGUGUGAAGCAACAGGUACACCUCGUCCCAUAAUAACGUGGCAGAAGGAGGGCAUCAAUGUAAACACAACAGGCAAUAGUUAUACAGUUCUCCCCAGUGGUAGUUUACAGAUCGCAAGAACAGCUGUUGAGGAUGCUGGCACUUACAUGUGUGUGGCUCAGAAUCCAGCUGGUACUGCCCUAGGGAAGAUUAAGCUAAAAGUUCAAGUUCCUCCAGUUAUCAAACCCCAUUCUAAGAAAUACAUAGUUGCUGUGGAUAAAUCUGCCACUCUGCAGUGUGAAGUGGAAGGCUACCCAGUGCCUGAGAUCACAUGGCACAAAGAAGGACGGCAGGUUACAGAGUCCUUCAGGCAGCGAAUUCUCAGCACUGGGGCUUUGCAGAUUGCAUUUGUACAGCCUGGUGACACUGGACAUUACACAUGCAUGGCUGCAAACGUGGCAGGAUCAAGCAGUUCUAGCAUGGAACUCGUUGUGCACAUUCCACCUAAAAUCCGUAGUUCAGAGGUGCAGCACACAGUCAUUGAGAAUUCCCAGGCUGUUCUGUCAUGUGUGGCUGAUGGUAUCCCAACACCAACAAUAAACUGGAAGAAAGACAAUAUACCUUUACCAGACACAGUAGGAAAAUACAGGCCUAUGCAGUAUGGAGAUCUCGUUUUGGAGAAUGCUGUUCCUGAAGAUUCUGGUAGUUAUACCUGUGUUGCCAGCAAUGCUGUUGGUGAAGAUAUACACACUGUCAGCCUAAUGGUCCAUGUGCUCCCAGCUUUCACUGAACUGCCUGGAGACAUAGCUUUGAAUAAAGGAGAACAACUCAGAUUAACUUGUAAAGCAACUGGGACUCCGAUACCCAAAAUAACUUGGACUUUUAACAACAAUAUUGUCCCUGCAAAACUUGACAAUGCUAAUGGACACAGUGAACUAGUUAUUGAAAGAGUAUCUAAAGACGACUCUGGUACCUAUGUGUGUACAGCAGAAAACACAGUUGGCUCUAUAAAGGCUAUUGGAUUUGUGUAUGUCAAAGAGCCUCCGGUCUUCCAAGGGGAUUAUUAUUCUAGCUGGAUUGAGCCCUUGGGUGGUAAUGCUAUAUUGAACUGUGAGGUCAGAGGAGAUCCACCUCCAACAAUCCAAUGGAGCAAAAAAGGAGUUAGCAUUCAGAUUAGCAACAGGAUCCGACAACUCAGCAAUGGUUCUCUUGCCAUCUAUGGCACUGUUAAUGAAGAUGCUGGUGACUACACAUGUAUAGCUACAAAUGAUGCCGGCGUGGUUGAGCGCAGUGUGACACUAACGCUUCAGAGUCCUCCAGUUAUUACAGUUGAACCAGUAGAGAUGGUGGUUGAUGCUGGUAUCACAGCAAUCCUGAACUGCCAAGCAAAUGGAGAACCUACUCCAACCAUUGAGUGGUCCCGCCAAGGCCAUCCUAUCCUCAGCAGUGACAGAGUGACUGUCUUGUCUAAUGGCUCCUUGCGUAUUGUUGCAGCACAGAAAGAGGAUACCUCUGAAUAUGAAUGUGUGGCUAGAAAUCUGAUGGGAUCAAUCCUUGUCCGAGUGCCAUUUACUGUCCAAGUGCAUGGCGGAUUUUCAGAAUGGUUUGAAUGGCGACCAUGUAGUGUAACUUGUGGUCAAGGUGUUCAGAAGAGGAUCCGUCAGUGUAACAACCCUCUCCCUGCAAAUGGUGGGAGGCAUUGUCAGGGGCGUGAUACAGACAUACGCAGCUGCCAGAACAAACCAUGUCCAGUGGAUGGUACCUGGUCAGAGUGGGGGUCUUGGGAAGAGUGUUCAAGAACCUGUGGACAAGGUAACAAGACUAGAACCAGAACUUGUAGUAACCCAACAACUCAACAUGGCGGAAGACCAUGUGAUGGCAAUGCUGUGGAAUCGAUCAUGUGUAACAUCAGGCCUUGUCCAGUGGAAGGUGCAUGGGGCUCUUGGCUGCCAUGGGGACCUUGCAGUGAUACUUGUGGGAAAGGUACUCAGACCAGACUGAGGCUGUGCAAUAGCCCUCCCCCAUCAUUUGAUGGGUCAUAUUGUGAGGGGCCUGAUACACAGAUGCAGGUCUGCAACAAGAGACACUGUCCAGUGGAUGGAAAGUGGGCUGCUUGGGCCAGCUGGAGUGCCUGUACUGUAUCCUGUGGAGGAGGUACCAGGCAGAGGACAAAGGACUGCUCAGACCCAGCCCCUCAGUUUGGAGGGCACAAAUGUGAAGGAAAUGACAUACAGAUUGACUUUUGCAACAGUGACCCUUGCCCCAUUCAUGGCAACUGGGGUCCAUGGAAUGGUUGGGGAACUUGCAGCCGAACAUGCAAUGGAGGCCAGAUGAGGAGAUAUCGGACCUGUGACAAUCCUCGCCCUGUCAAUGGUGGAAGAGCAUGUGCAGGGGCUGACACGCAGAUACAGAGAUGUAACACUGACUUAUGCCCUGUGGAUGGAAACUGGGGAACAUGGCAAGCUUGGAUCGGAUGCUCUGCUUCUUGUGGAGGAGGGGAGCAGACCCGAACACGACUGUGCACUAAUCCAGCCCCCUCAAAUGGUGGACGUCCUUGCCCAGGAGACUCUUCACAGCUUUCCAGGUGUAACAUCCAAGCAUGUCCAGGUGGGCCUCCACGUGCCAGAGGAAGUGUUAUUGGAAAUAUUAAUGAUGUUGAAUUUGGAAUUGCUUUCCUGAAUUCCACAGUAACAGAUAGCCCUGACUCUGACACUAGAAUAAUACAAGCAAAGAUCACAAAUGUCCCUCGGAGUCUUGGUACAGCAAUGAGGAAGCUAGUUUCCAUUCUAAAUCCUAUUUAUUGGGCAGCUGCAAAGGAAAUUGGAGAAGCAGUGAAUGGAUUUACUCUCACCAACGCAAUCUUCAAGAGGGAGACUCAAGUGGAGUUUGCAACUGGAGAGAUUUUGCGAAUGACUCAUAUUGCCCGUGGUAUGGAUUCAGAUGGAGCAUUACUGCUGGAUGUGGUAGUGAGUGGCUAUGUUCUGCAGCUACAGUCCUCAGCUGAUGUUAGCGUGAAGGAUUACACGGAAGACUAUAUUCAGACUGGCCCUGGACGACUGUAUGCCUACUCUACGCGGCUCUUCACCAUAGAUGGAAUUAGUGUACCAUAUACAUGGAACCACACCAUUACCUAUGAUCACACUCGAGGAAAAAUGCCAUUCCUGCUGGAAACACUCCGGGCUUCCUCUAUUGCAACAGAGUACAACCCACUAGAAGAAACACUAGCUUUUAGAAUCCAUGCUUCCAUUGCAAAAGGAGACCAUAGCAAUCAGUGUCCUGCUGGGUUUGGUCUGAACUCUACUGGGCCCUACUGUUCAGAUGAAGAUGAAUGUGCAGUGCGAAACCCUUGUUCUCAUGCAUGUCAUAAUGCUAUAGGAACCUAUUACUGCUCCUGCCCCAGGGGCCUCACUAUAUCAGCAGAUGGAAGAACGUGUCAGGAUAUUGAUGAAUGUGCAUUAGGUGGACAUACCUGUCAUGCUGCUCAGGAAUGUGAGAAUAUCAUUGGCUCCUAUCGUUGUGUGGUUAGGUGUGGAAUUGGCUUUAGAAGAACAUCUGAUGGAUUGAGCUGUCAAGAUGUUAAUGAAUGCCAAGAGUUCAACUCCUGUCAUCAGCGCUGCUUCAAUACCAUAGGAAGUUUCCACUGUGGCUGUGACCCAGGAUAUCAGCUAAAAGGCAGAAAAUGCAUGGAUGUAAAUGAAUGCAGGCAGAAUGUAUGCAGACCAGAUCAGCACUGCAAGAACACACGUGGUGGUUAUAAGUGCAUUGACCUGUGUCCAAAUGGAAUGACCAAAGCAGAAAACGGAACAUGCAUUGAUAUUGACGAAUGCAAAGAUGGUACCCAUCACUGCAGGUACAACCAGAUUUGUGAGAAUACACGAGGGAGCUACCAUUGCAUAUGUCCAAGAGGGUAUCGAUCCCAGGGAGUUGGAAGACCCUGUCUGGACAUUAAUGAAUGUGAACAAGUGCCUAAACCGUGUGCAUUUCAAUGUGCCAACACCCCCGGCAGCUUCAAGUGUAUCUGUCCACCUGGACAACAUUUAUUAGGUGAUGGGAAAUCUUGCGCUGGAUUGGAGAGGUUGCCAAAUUAUGGCACCUAUUACAAUAACUAUAACUAUGCUCAAUUCUCCCCUGUGAGAGACAACUAUCAACCUCAACAGUAUUACAGGCCCGCCUCAGAUCUCUACAGCUCCUACUCAGAGUAUAGAAACAGCAGAAUACCUCUCUCCAGGACUAGAAGGAAUAUUAGAGAAACUUGCCCUGGAGGCUAUGAGGCACGAAAUGACAAAUGUAUAGAUAUUGAUGAAUGUGAAAACAGAGAUGCCUGUCAGCAUGAGUGUAGAAACACCCUAGGAAGUUAUCAGUGUGUUUGUCCAACUGGUUAUCGUCUUAUGCCCAAUGGCAAAACAUGCCAAGAUGUUGAUGAGUGCCUUGAACAGAACAUUCACUGUGGACCAAAUCGCAUGUGCUUUAACAUGAAAGGAAGCUACCAGUGUAUAGAUACACCUUGUCCACCAAACUAUCAACGAGAUCCUCUUUCUGGCUUCUGUCUCAAGAACUGCCCACUUAAUGAUUUGGAAUGUGCCCUUAGCCCAUAUGCCUUGGAAUACAAACUCGUUUCCCUGCCAUUUGGAAUAGCUGCCAAUCAGGAUUUAAUUCGACUGGUUGUCUACACUCAAGAUCAAGUGAUGCAUCCCAGAACAACUUUCCUAAUGGUAGAUGAGGACCCAACAAUCCCAUUUGCUCUCAGAGAUGAAAAUUUAAAAGGCAUAGUGUUCACAACCAGGCCACUGCAAGUGCCAGAGACGUACCGGAUGAGAGUCAGAGCUUUGUCCUACAGCACUGAUGGAAACAUUGAAUAUCAGACAACUUUCAUUGUUUAUAUAGCUGUGUCUGCCUAUCCAUAUUAAAAAGCAUACUUCAACCAGUAAUUGAAGUAUUUUAACCAUAUUCGUAAGUGCCAGUGGGUAUUACCACUUCCAGACUCACAGUACUGCCUCCUCUUAAAAACAGUUGAAAACUUUGCAAUGUGAAAGUGGUGCUAUGCUCUUUUCUUAUGCUUUCCCUGAAGAUGCCAAUAUUUCCAUUAUUCCAAUUUAAAAAAAAAAUCCAUGGUUCUAAGGAGCCUUUACCACUUGCUUUAUUUAUUACACUGGAGCAGUAACUUUCCACAGAUGGUUCUGAAAAUUCACCAGAACAAAUCAGAAGUGCAAGGUGGAAUUUUAGUGGUGAAAGUAGUAGACAAAAAUCAGUCCAAUCCUAAGAAGCUAAACAGAGAACUAGAUAUAUUUCUGCAUUUUUAAGGGUUGCUAAAUGUUUUACAAAUUUAUCUGCUGAAAAAUGAUAUUUUUCUUACCAAAUACUUGAUAGAAAUAGGUUUGUAUGUACAUUGUUUCAUUUGGUCAAAAAGGAAAAAUACCACUCGACACUCAAAAAUGCUAAAAUGGAUGCCAUAUUGGUGCUUAUUUUCACUUGGAAAUUUUGGAAUAGGAACCUGUGACAUUCAUGUGAUUUCAGCCAGGCCAUUACUGUUCUGAAGAAAAAAUUACACAGCUACUUCCACCUUAGACAGCAGAUAUUUCAUUAUAAAAAUCUUACUCUGACAUUUUGGUAUAACCCAUUAAUUUAGCUCCAAAUCUUCCACAUUCCACUACUGCUGGUUGGUUGUUUUGUUUUCAAAAAUGGAACUUUUCCCCCCAAAAAUUUAGCAAGUUUGGUUCAGCAAAAUAUUAGGUGUCAAUACACUGUAUAAAGGUGGUAACAAACUCUGGAAGUAAUUUUGUCAAGAUGUAUUCUAUUUUUAUGAAAUGUAUAUAUGUGGUUUUUCCCCCAUGUGUAUUUUCUAUGCAAUAUCUUGAGUUUUUUAUAACAACAUUUUUACCAAAGGAUAAUGUUACAUCAGAAAUAAUCAAAUAAAGGUUCACUUUUUCUUAA